AUUUAAAUUUUAAAAUUCCUGGGGGGUUACUCUGUAAUGCGAUACGAAUAUGAAAAUGUUCGCAUCUUCAAUUUUGGUACUCUGUAAUUCGACAAUCGCAGUAAAUUUUGAAAUUUUCGAAUUUAGUUUUUCCCUUUCGCAUUAGCGGUACUCUGCUUUGCUAAAGCAAUUGUCAAACAUGCGUUAUAUUCGUAAUUUUUGUGCUACAAGUAUAAAGAAGUCGCAUUGCUUGAAAAUGUAAGUUUCAAAUAUAAAUUAGUUGUUUUAAUUGCUACUAAAAUAUAUAACGCCGUGCAUACAAAACUCAACCAAAGCAAUUUGAAAUUCUCGUGGAUUUCAUGAAGGCGCAUCCCGAUUUAUCGAAAAGAUCACUAAAAACACCAGACGCCAAAAAUACCUCCAAUAAUUUAUGGAAAAAUUUAGUUUCCCAUUUAAACGCAGCUGGACCACCAUUGCGCGACAUUGCGGGGUGGAAAAAGGUUUGGACAGACUAUAAGAUUCACUUAAAGGCAAAAAUGCGACGAAACAAAAAUAAUAUUUCGGGAACUGGAGGUGGUCCCUCACUUUUCAUACCCUUAUCACAGUUAGAGCAACAAGUGAGUGAGUUAUUGUCAAUAGAGGAAUCAAUAAAUGGAAUGAGUGGUACCUUGUCAUUCGGUGCAGCUACAAGCAGCAUGUCGGAGGUAAAUGCAGACCCUACCGAACCAAAUACACAAAACAGGGAACUACCACAAUGUUCCAAAGUGGCAUGCACACCUCACAAAAAACAGCAGACUCCUCUUAAUACACAAGAAAAUGAACUAGCACAUUGUUCAAAUGUGACGUACCCACCGCGCAAAAAGCAGCAGACUCUGCUUGAAAAACAAGUCGAAAACCAAAUUAUAUUCCACAAUAACUCGAUUAAAGUGUUAAACGAUAUAAAUUUUAAUAUAAAAAACAUUUUUAAAACAUUGAAAAAAAGAAAUAAAUCAGAAAAACGGAGACUAACCUUUGAAAAGGAAAAAUGUCUAUAUAAACAAAAAAUUGAUGAACAAAAAUUGAGAAACUGGAAAAUGUAAGUUAAAUAACUAUAUAACUGCGA
Bactrocera neohumeralis is the source of this 1081-nucleotide messenger RNA. RefSeq lists its product as uncharacterized. The record is from RefSeq and is a predicted model, not a curated record. The transcript is spliced from 2 exons. Bases 339 to 1058 code for a protein of 239 amino acids. NCBI's taxonomy places the organism in Eukaryota, Metazoa, Arthropoda, Insecta, Diptera, Tephritidae. Gene Ontology annotation, cellular component: nucleus.